Molecule: messenger RNA, 1566 nt
Organism: Caenorhabditis bovis
Lineage: Eukaryota; Metazoa; Nematoda; Chromadorea; Rhabditida; Rhabditidae
Source: the annotation of a GenBank genome assembly
AUGCGCAAAAACAAGGUGGCGCCGCUCGAUGAGAAGGUCCGAUCGUUCGACGUGCCGUCGCGUGAAUGGUCCGCUAGGGAUUCCGACGCGGCCACCAGCAUCGAGCCGACGACGAUUGAUGGCGAGAAGCGUUCCGAAUUUCAGGGAUGCUGGACGGUUGUCGUUGUUUCAAUAUUAUUUAUUAUCAAUCUACUUAAUUAUAUGGAUCGCUAUACAUUGGCAGGAGUGCUGUCCGAUGUUCAAAACUACUAUGAUAUAUCUGACGCCUGGGCGGGUCUCAUUCAGACCACAUUCAUGGUCUUCUUCAUAAUUUUCUCGCCGAUUUGCGGUUUUUUCGGCGACCGCUACAAUCGAAAAUGGAUUUUUGUCGUCGGAAUUGUGAUCUGGGUUUCGGCCGUCUUCGCAUCAACACUAAUCCCAAAAAAUAUGUUCUGGCUUUUUCUGCUGCUUCGCGGAAUCGUUGGCAUCGGCGAAGCGUCGUACGCCAUCAUUUCGCCGACGGUUAUCGCCGACAUGUUCACCGGAGUCUUGCGAUCGAGAAUGCUGAUGGUGUUCUAUUUUGCAAUCCCAUUUGGAUGUGGUCUUGGAUUCGUCGUAGGGUCCGCUGUAAGCAGUUGGACUGGUCAUUGGCAAUGGGGAGUCCGAGUGACCGGAGUCCUAGGCGUCAUCUGCCUCAUUCUCAUCAUUCUAUUCGUUCGCGAGCCCGAGCGUGGUCGUGCUGAGCGAGAACGAGGUGAUAUCACCGCCAGCGUUGAGGCGACCAGCUAUUGGGACGACAUUAAAGCACUAGCCACCAACAUAACCUACAUGAGCUCAACAUUGGGAUACACUGCUACCGUAUUCAUGGUUGGAACCCUCGCGUGGUGGGCGCCGAUUACAAUUCAAUACGCGGAAGCGGCGAGAAAAGGAGUCCCGAAGAUAACCGAUGCUGAGGCGGCGAAAAUCAACUUGAUAUUCGGAGCAAUCACGUGCGUCGGUGGUGUUCUCGGCGUGGCCAUCGGAACCGUUUUGUCGAAUUUGUGGUCGCGCGGUGUCGGACCAUUCAAAUUCAUCAAAACCGAGCGCGCCGAUCCGCUCGUGUGCGCGAUUGGCGCCGCGAUUUGCAUUCCGGCGCUGAUACUCGCGAUUCAGAACAUCGAGAACAACAUGGGCUUCACAUGGGCGAUGCUGUUCAUUUGUGUGACGACGGGAAGCUUCAAUUGGGCGACCAACGUCGACCUUCUCCUCACGGUUGUGAUCCCGCAACGAAGAAGCUCGGCGAGCUCGUGGCAGAUUCUAAUCUCUCACAUGUGCGGAGAUGCUUCGGGACCCUAUAUUCUCGGAUUGAUUUCCGACGCGAUUCGUAAAGGCGACGACACACCACAGGGUCAUUAUCACUCGCUGGUAACGUCGUUCUAUCUUUGCGUCGGUACUCUCGUCCUUUCCGUCAUCCUCUUCGUCAUCGCGGCGAUCGCCAUCAAGCGCGACAAGAGGAUAUUCAACGAAAUUAUGGGUGCUCAGGAGAAGGCACAAAUCGAAAUGACGCCUUCGGAUUCGUUCAGGGAUAAUCACGUGCAACACAUGUAA